Oldenlandia corymbosa var. corymbosa is the source of this 482-nucleotide messenger RNA. The record is from the annotation of a GenBank genome assembly. Lineage: Eukaryota; Viridiplantae; Streptophyta; Magnoliopsida; Gentianales; Rubiaceae.
CAACAAUUACCUCAAAAAUCAAACAACAAGAGGAAAGAAAAGAAGAUAUGGCAAAACCAACAACACCGUUAAUCUUUAUAGUGUUCUUUGUUUUCUUGGCAGUAUAUUCUAAGAGUGCAAGUGCAAGAAUCUUAGGUGAAAAUGCUGCUUCUGUGACUGACAGUAAAUCACUGUUUCAUGAAUUGGGUUAUGAUUGGUCAACAGUCAAUCUCAAGAAUAUGAGAAUUUUUAAAGGACCAAGUGGCCCAGAUUCUAUUCACCACGAUUCUCCAUCUGCACCUUUCAGGCUUUUGAGGGAGGUACCAUCUGGGCCUAAUCCACUCCAUAAUGAGUCGCCACCGAAGGCUCCAGUUUGAUUUUGUCUCUUUGUGGUUACGGAAUUUUUUUUAAUAAUUAUUGAAGAAUUAUAAAAUACUUUAUUUAGUAUUUAUUAGAACUCGCAUGUUAUGCGAGCUAUAUAAAAAAAUUUGAAAAUGCGCACC